Molecule: messenger RNA, 762 nt
Organism: Magnolia sinica
Lineage: Eukaryota; Viridiplantae; Streptophyta; Magnoliopsida; Magnoliales; Magnoliaceae
Product: cytochrome P450 98A2-like
Exons: 2
Coding region: 16-747 (243 amino acids)
Molecular function (GO): oxidoreductase activity, acting on paired donors, with incorporation or reduction of molecular oxygen; monooxygenase activity; iron ion binding
Source: RefSeq, a predicted model, not a curated record
AACUCGGAGGGCAUUAUGGACGAGCAAGGGAUCGAGUUCAAGGCCAUUGUUGCAAAUGGGUUGAAACUCGGUGCGUCACUCACAAUGGCGGAACACAUUCAGUGGCUUCGGUGGAUGUUCCCAUUGGAGGAGGCGGCGUUUGCGAAGCAUGGGGCCCGCAGGGACCGACUCACCAAAGCUAUCAUGUAUGAUCAUGCACUCGCACGAGAAAAGAGCGGUGUGAAGCAACAUUUCGUCGAUGUGUUGCUGACCCUCCAGGACAAAUAUGAUCUUAGCGAAGACACAAUCAUUGGACUGCUUUGGGACAUGAUCACAGCAGGCAUGGACACUACUGCAGUAUCAGUUGAGUGGGCCAUGGCAGAGCUAAUCAAGAACCCAAGAGUGCAAGAGAAGGCCCAAGAGGAGUUAGACCGAGUCAUCGGGUUCGAUCGAGUGAUGACUGAGUCAGACUUCCCAAACCUCCCCUACCUGCAAUGCGUGGCUAAGGAGGCUCUACGUUUGCACCCACCAACACCCCUCAUGCUCCCCCACAAGGCCACUGCCAACGUCAAGAUCGGCGGCUAUGAUGUUCCCAAAGGCUCCAACGUGCAUGUGAACGUGUGGGCCAUUGCGCGUGACCCAGCUGUGUGGAAAGAUCCAUUAGAAUUCUGCCCUGAGCGCUUCCUCGUUGAGGACAUUGGCAUGAAGGGUCAUGAUUUUCGGCUACUACCGUUCGGAGCAGGCCGACGGGUUUGCCCUGGGGCCUAGCUGGGGAUUAAUCUG